This is a messenger RNA of Bactrocera tryoni, 321 nucleotides long. RefSeq names its product chymotrypsin inhibitor-like. Lineage: Eukaryota; Metazoa; Arthropoda; Insecta; Diptera; Tephritidae. The coding region runs from base 41 to 298 and encodes 85 amino acids. The record is from RefSeq and is a predicted model, not a curated record. The transcript is spliced from 2 exons.
CUUGUUCAAUCAACUACUAAAUUUCAGAUUCGUUUUUAAAAUGAAUACAAAAUUCUGUGUGCUGGUUUUGCUCGUUGUUUGCAUUGCUAGUUUUGUGUCGGCGAAGCCACAAGGAGACCUUAAAGCCUCUACCGACUGUGGGGAAAAUGAAGAAUACACAACCUGCGGCAACGUCUGCCCAAAGAGAUGCGUAGGAGGCCUUCCUUUCUGCUCACUGCGCUGCUUCAUUGGUUGUCGUUGUAAGAGUGGUUAUGUGUUGAAUAAAGAGAACAAAUGUGUGCUUCAAGAGGAUUGCUAAGUGAUAAAUGUUGUUGAGAAUAA